Messenger RNA from Portunus trituberculatus (swimming crab), 7663 nucleotides. Its product is annotated as protein phosphatase 1 regulatory subunit 16A-like. Lineage: Eukaryota; Metazoa; Arthropoda; Malacostraca; Decapoda; Portunidae. Gene Ontology annotation, molecular function: protein binding; enzyme inhibitor activity; phosphatase regulator activity. Gene Ontology annotation, cellular component: cytoplasm. The record is from RefSeq and is a predicted model, not a curated record.
UAGCGACUGUGCGACAGUGUGGCGGCAGCAGCAGGAGAGGGAGUACACGGCCGCUCUGUCACGUGAGCUUUCUUGUUGUGGCAUAUAGAACUGACAUCCCAUGGUUGUGAUGUAUGACAGCAAAGUGAGUAACUAUGUGGUAUGUAGACCACGGAGAAUACCAAGUUCAUAUUUAGUUAACACAACAAUAACAGCCACAGUGAAGGCUAAAAAAUGAUGCAUGCAUUCCAAAAUGCAACCUUCACAUUCCUCAUCAGACUAGUCAGGUGCCAGUGAGCCCUGUGCAGCCUUCACCACUGCAAGCACCACCUUCAACACCACCAUGGAGCACAGUGAGCUUAUUGCCGAGAUGGCUUACAUUGAGAAGCUCUCCACUCAGGAGAGACUGAAGCUGGCCAGGCGGCGAAGGAUGCAACAGAUGAAGAAGUGGUCACAGAAGGAGAGGGAGAUCUCUGGCAGCAAGAGGGAGAAAACAGCACUAAAUGAGGCACAAAAGAGGAGGAGGGAGAACAAGAAGAAUGUGUCAUUUGUGAGCAGUGUAAUGCUCCUGGAGGCUGCUGCACGGAAUGACAUUGAGGAAGUGAAGGCCUUGCUGGAGGUUGGGGUGGACCCAGACUCUACCAAUGAAGAUGGCCUGACAGCUCUCCACCAGUGCUGCAUUGAUGACUCUGAAGAGAUGAUGAGGCUGUUGGUGCAGCACAAGGCUGAUGUCAAUGCCCAAGACUCUGAGAAGUGGACACCUUUGCACGCUGCAGCAACUUGUGGGCACCUGCAUCUGGCCAAGUUCCUCAUUGCCAAGGGUGCCAACCUGCUGGCAGUCAAUGCUGAUGGUAACAUGCCUUACGAUAUUUGUGAGGAUGACGCCACACUGGACUACAUUGAGGGGGAGAUGGCCAGCAGAGGCGUGACACAGACCCUCAUCGAUGAUACUCGUUCAGCAACAGAGACACACAUGUUGAAUCACCUCAAGAUGAUGAAGAGCCAGGGACAGAGCCUCAUGUUUAGGGACCACCAGGGAGCCACACCACUCCACAUCGCUGCAGCCAAUGGAUAUGUGCGGGUGGUGGAGUACCUCCUGAGUCAAAAUGUGCCCACAGAGGCCAGGGAUCAUGAUGACUGGUCUCCCCUGCAUGCCGCUGCCUGCUGGGGUCAUCCGGAUGUCUUGGAGAUGCUGGUACAGAAUGGGGCCAACCUUCAUGCCCGCACCAAGAACCAGGAAACCCCUUAUGAUAUAUGUGAGGAUGCUGAACUGAGGGAGAGGAUCAUGCAACUUAUCAAUGAGUUGGAGACAAGGAGGUUACAUGACAAUACAAGAAGAAUUCGGCGUGCGCACUCCAACCGCACUCAGUCAGUUCGCCGCACUUCCAUUCGGGAGAAAACCUUGACACCAAAGAAGGAAGCACAGGAGGAGGCAAGGAUAAGACUGCAGCUGGAAAACAAAAAGAAACCAAUGGAGAACUCUCCUGCCUCAAGCUCCCUACGCACUGUGAAGGAAGGUGAAGGAUCCCCCAUGACCUCCUUCCCUGCAGUGAUAGCUGACAACACCAACACCACCACCACCACUUCCAGCAGCAACAAAAAUGCAGUCACGAACAAGAACAUCACUACUAGUAACAAAAGUCCAUCCAUCACCAGAAAUGCAAAUAUCACCACUCCCACCUCAAUUAGUGCCAAAGAUAAAUUCAUGGUGGAAGAAGAGGAAGAGGAGCUCAAGAAGGAACGGAGAGAAAAGGAAAAGGAAAUAAGUGCAGUUGUACAUGAGAAAGAUAAAAAUAUGAUUAUGUCCUCAGCCAUCCCACCAAAGAGGGAGAGGGAUCUGCUUGUCAGGUCAAAUUCCACCACCACCUCUAACGAGUUUGAGUGCACAACAGAAUCCAGCAGUACAACAGACACUCCAGAUGCUCCACAGUUAGCCACUCCUCCAGUUCCUCCUCCUAGAACUUCCUCCAACUCCCGACAGGAGGUGGUAGCAGCAGGCAGUGGGACCAAUGGUGGUGGGAGUGGCAUGAUGACUCACAGUGGGGAGGGUGGCAGCAAGAUAGACAUACAUGUCACUGUCACAGUUAAUCCAUUUUCCCCCGGGACUCUAGCUGAUCUGAAAAAACAACGAGCCUUAUCUCGGGCCUCUCAAAACUCCUACACCCUCUCCCCAGCAUCCUCCACUGCCAGCACAUACUCCCUUUCUACAUCAGACUACGAGUCACGACCCCACACUCAUGGAUCAGAGUUCUCUGCAUCUUCUGUCCGAGUUGACACCGUUUCUUAUCGUCCACCUGCUUCACCAUCAGUGGCUCCUCGUAAAUUCUGUGGUAACCCAACAGAAGUUAUUGGAGGUGUUGAUGCCCAUUCCUGUUGUUGUCUAAUGUGAGGUAUUGAGUGUAUUCCAGUUGAUUGGAACAAAGACUAAAGGCAGUACAAAUGAAAAUGUAUCAAGACUUACAGAGGCCAUGUGGUGGUACUUCAGAAAAGAAUAAAGUAGUGCUGCUACUGAUUAUUGUUUUAAAGAGAUUGACUGUCUGUACAUUGUGUGAAGCUAUUUACUAGGUGUGAAUUUUUUCAAAGUAUUCAACAAGAAUUUAAUAUGCCAUGCCAAUAGGAAUGUAUGCUGGUUAUAAUGCAUCACAACUACAGUGCAUUCUGGUCAAUAUUUGCUCAUUCAUUUACACAUUCCUCUUGGGUAAUCUGAUUGGACAUUCCUCUUCUAUGUGUCUGGUGCAAUGCCCAAGCCUCACAUCCUUGCUCAUUCUAUGCACUGCAUGGUUAGUCUUGCUCUUUUAAAGUUUUAUCCCAAAAUAUAUUUAGAUAGUGUAAAAAUUAUUCAUUCUUAUUAUUCUCAAGUAUCCGUAACAAUAUUUAGUACACUAAGAAUUUGUGCUCUUUGGAUGAAAUAAUGGAAAGCAGGUGCUAUAAUUGCCUUUAAUAAGUGAAAUAAUGAUGUUACUAUGCUGAAUAAACCUUUUUUUUUUCAGUUGCUGGUGUAUAAGGGUGCACAUGUGAACCACAUUAAGUUGUUCAAUUAAACCCUUAUUGUCAUGAUGAGAGUUGCACUACACUGCUGAUGGUCUGUUUGUACAAGCUAAGCUUUGUUAAUCUUUAGCCGAGUGCUCAUGGUACACCAAAAAGGUUACAAUAUCUUCUAAACGUAAUGUCAAAGAAAUGAGUUGAAAUAUUUUCAAAUACAGCUAAAUAACAUGGUGACUAGUGAUACAGAAGUACAAUUUUUAGGCCGAGAAAAAUGUAUCUUUUGUGAUAGAAUGCCUAUAUACUUCACUGUCUGGCCUGAUCAUUAUGCAGAUCAUUACACAAUAAUUGAUACUAAUAAUUGUGAGGUGUGUUAAGAUACAUCUUGGUACUGAAAAAUUAUUUGAAUAAAAGUGCUUCAAAGUUAAUGCAUGGCAAGACAACUAAACCAGUUAAAUUAAUUCUUAUAACUUUUCACUGCCUUGCCCUGCUUGGUUAAAUUCUUGACUGGCAAAGCAGUGUUGGAGUAACUAUUAACCUUCAUUACUAAUAAGUUACCAUAUUUCACUCUUAGGGAUGAAUUACUCCCUCCCAUAAAUCAUCACUUAAAUCACAAUAAAUGUGGGCUUCAUUAUAUUGGUUUGUAUAAAUUUUAUAAUUCGUAAAGCCAAAUUGGCAUCUUAAUACAAGUUGCAUUUCAAAGUGAGUUGAUAACACAAAAUAUGUAAUUGACAUGUCGUAGCAUGUCAUCCUUAUCUGCAUCCUUGAAAUUUAGUAACAGUCAGAUGAUAAUGAAACCCAGGUGCCACCCUAUGUGAACAAUAUCUGCCAGAGUAACAUCAAGGUAGUUUGAUGAGGAAAUUGAGUAUGAUGCUCAAAUACAACCGCUGCUGCUAUAUGCAUCCCUCUUUUUUUACACAUGGUUUUAUUUCACGUACAAGUAUUUCUUGAUUUAUGCGUGUUUAGAUUAUGCGAUUUUGAAAUAACAUGAAGUAAAAAUCCUAGUCAUUUUUUCAAACUGAAUUAUUUAGAAUAACACCAUGUUAAGAUGCUUUUACUAGUAUGGAAAAUCUCGAGUUACAAGAUUCCAUGAGAUCUUUGUUUUGGGCUGCCAUAUUGUCAUCACAGUUGAUUGCAGCACAGAGGCAUUUCAUCUCCCAGGACAGCUGGUGAUACAUGAUAAACAUCGUCAGGAAGAUCAACAUAUGCUGUCUUGCUGUAAGUAAGACGACGUUACAUAUAGCAAUGAUGAUCCUUUGUUUAUUACAGCUCAGAGGUGCACAAAGUGUUUUGUACAGGAUACAUGCAGCAGGUUGUGUGUCAAGUCAUUAUUCUCAGAUGCAGCCCUUUCAGGAAUGGAUUAAUCUGUUUUACUUUGAUUCCUAUGGGGAAAAGAUUUUGGUUCAUAUAUAAAUAUAUGUGUGGAAUCUCUAACAGUUUACAGUUUAGUUCUGUAAUCAUGUUUACUUUAUGCAAUUUUUACAUUACAUGAUCCCUUCAGAAAAGUAUCCCUCGCAUAAAUUGAGAAAUCCCUGUAAUAUGCGUCUUGUGACCAAAAUCUACUUGAACACAUGUAAAGUUUAAAUGGCUUAAUUAAGGUGUAAUGACACAUAAAACAUACAUCCACGAUAUUGAGAGAAGAGCACAAAAAAAUUCCUGUGGUAGACAGGUUGGGCAAACACUUGGGUUAAUUGGCUGUGCAUAUGUUUCUGAUUGUAGACAUGACCUUGGAGUGUGCUGAAAUGUAAUACAUGGUAAUACAAGCAAGUGCAAUGUGAGAACUGCAUAUAAUACUGACCUCUUACUAAUGUUUUUUGAUGCUCUACCAUAUCUAACACAACUUAGCUGUACAUUUCAUCAAAACAUUUCUACUGAAUUCUACCUACAUAUUUGAUAAGUGAAACUGUCAUGGUUGGAGUAGACAAAGUAGGUGAAGAGAAGGAUACCCUGUCCACAGGUUGUCUCAUUUUGAAAUGUCUUGGCAUGCCAUUUAAAAUUGCUUGUGGCAACUCAAAAUUACUUGCUGGGUCUAUAAUAUAGUUUGAAGUUGCAAAUUUUAUCCUCACACAAAUUUGUUAGUAAUAGAAUACUCAUAUAUGCUUAAUAACUUGGAAUUCUUUUAUAACUUUUUUUAACAAGGAUUAUGAAUCUUGGUUUAAAAGAGUUAUUAUCUUUACUGUAAAAUAUGCAUGUUACUUACUUGCUGAAAGCAUGAGAUUCCUAUGCCAUUCUUUUUGGUACUUGGGGUUUUGGAUGUUGUUUUGCCAGGUGUGCUGGGGAGAGAGAGAGAAAACAAAAAAAACAGGUGAUUGAGUAGUAGAUGUAAUGAAUAAUUAUUAAUAGUAUUGGAAAAAAAAAAAAAAAAAACAAAAACAAACAAACUUGGUCAGAACAUCAUGCUGCCCCAAAUACCUUCUUUCACACACAUUUAGUAAGCAAUGAUUUAUAUUGAUAACCAUUUAAGCUUCCAGUAAAAUUAAUGGAAGUAUUGAUUUUGUAAUGGUUUUAUCUUCCUAUUUAUGCAUCACUUUUUGUAAGAGCAAUAAUUGUUUUCAAAGAAAAACUGAAAUAAGUGUGUAUCUUCUAAAUUGAUUAUUAGAUAAAUGUUGUGAUGGUAUCAAAGCAUUGUUAUAGCCUGCAGAUGCUCAAAAUUGUUCACACGCAUUCCACAUGUUUGAUAUCACCUGAUUCCAUGGUUGAUUUUUUCCCUCACCUGAUGCCAUGGUCGAUUUUUUUUUCCUACCUGAUUCCAUACUUUCAUGAAUUGCAGAUGGAUAAAUCCAAACAAGUUUCCAGUUUUUAUUUUUUUAUUUAUUUAUUUAUUUUUAUUUAUUUAUUUAUUUUUUCCAAAAUGUAUGUACAUACUUGGCACGUCCCACUCCCUCCCUUCGUACUGACCUAUGGUCAUGCUGUGAUCCAUCAAGAUGUCUUCCUACACAUUCCAUACCAAUAACAAAACUGUGCCAACCAUCUGGUUAUGUUUGUGUCAUGUUAGACUGAAAAUUGUUGAAAGCUAAUAUAUCUUGUUUGAUAUUAGUGGCAAUAUUAUUACAUAUUGUAAUGGAAAAAUCAGCUCUAUAGAAUGUCAAUUAUAUUGAAAAUGAAGAAAUUUGCAUAAAUGUAGUUGUACUUUUUAUUCCUGUGGUUCAGGAAUGCACAUUGUGACUCAUUUUAGUUUAAGAAUUUCCAAUCAAGUAUGCAGAGCAUUUAUUAUUAAUUAAUAGGUAUUGUGUGUGUGUGUGUGUGUGUGUGGUAAAUGAAAUAUGGGCAUUCUAAUCUAGGAACUGAUGUAAAAUAUAGCAUAAAUGUUUUACCAGAUUCAGAAUCCAGAUUGUUCUUCCAAAUAUCCAGGGGUAAUGUAAAGGUGACAAAAGUUGUCAAUAAUUAAUGCAUCACAAUGCAGAUAUAACCUCAGGCAGAUUAAUCUUUACUUUGAUGCCGUCCAGAUAACUAUGUAUGUCUUAAAGGUUGUGCAAAAUCACACAUAGAACAAAAUGUUUAUCCAAAUUGGUUGCACAUCAGUCUUGGUCAUCUGCAGAGCAUAUUUUACAAGACAUUACUGCACAGUGACAGUUGUCUCUGCAUAUUUUACAGGACAUUAUUGCACAGUGACAGUUGUGUAUCCAUUGCCAAGCUGUGACUGGCCAGUCUUAUUAGGUCAGGUGGUAGGUCAGGUGGGUGUGAGAUACAAAUGGUUAUAUGGUCAGAAAACAUUGUUUAAUGGUGCAUAAUACAGCCUAGGUUGAUCACAUACAUAAAACUGGUCAUCUUUCAAAACCAGAUGCAAACUCAUAUGGAUGACCAGGGAUGAAUGUUGCCACUAAGAAUACAAAAAGUAAUUAAAUUUAAAUAUAAUAUGUCUGUGAUAGAGUACGUGGUAUGCAUGGGAAGUGUUGCUGAUGUGUAUUAAAAGUAUUUAUUUUGCUUUUUUUUAUAUUCAUUUAUUUAUUUUUUUAUUCAUUGUUAGUGUAUGAGGAAAGCAUAAAGUCCUUGUAGAAUCUCUAUUAUGAUCUAUGUGAUGUUAAGCAUAAAUACUUUUGCUUACAUCCAGCUGUUGAUCUGUGCACAAGAAGUGACUAUAGUUCCAAGAUUAAUGAGGAGUUUGUGACCGAGUUAUUUAUAUACUGAUCUGAUUAAUUUUUGUUGCUUACCUCUUUAAGUAAUGGCUGAUGGAAAUGGAAAUGUUGUAUAUUGUCAACUUAAAGACUGAUGGGAGUGUUAUAUAGCUAUUGUGACAGUUGUGCAGUGACAGUUUUGUGCUAAGACACUCAACUGUACUUAGUAUUUAAUUAUGACAUGAUAUUAAUGCCAUGUAUAUAGAGGACUGAAUACCAUUGAUACAACAGUUUAGUUCUAGUUCUCAGUUAUCCUGAGGAUUCACACUAAUUGUUUGUGUAUAGAACUCUGUGAGGAGACAAAUGAUAUUGCCAUGUUAUAUUCAACUAACAAACACUGACAUACCUAGUUGAAAUAUGUUAGGAGUUUCAUGUAUGUUGUCUGUAAAUAAUAUUGGACUACCUGCUGAUCAAAGUGUUAUAUAUAUAUAUAUAUAUAUUACUAUUUUACUGUUAUUGUUAUGCCUUUGUGUUGCUGCCAGGCUGUUAACUGUAAUGCAGACUGCAUUGCAACACCACUAACCUGAUGAAAACAUUCCAUACAUUAUAGCAUGAUAAAAGGCUAAUUUUAAUAAACAUUACAUGUU